AUGUUGAGAGGUGAAGGAAGCCAUGCAGCUCAAGGAAGAAAGGAAAGGGCAGAGGCGGCAAGAAGAAUGAGAGAGAGGAUUAAUGAAGAUGAAGGGGAGGAGUUUGUUAGAAUGAAGGAAGAACAGAGGAGAAAACAGAAAGAAGAGUCAUUGAGCAGUGAGAGUGAACUAGGCGAGUUUGAGAUUGGGGUGAAUGUUGGAAGAGAAGAGAGUGAUGAUUCUCAAGGUGAACAAGAGGAAGAGUUUGAGGAAGUGGCCGAUGAGCCAAUGGAGGAGGCUGAACAGCCUCAAGAAGAAGAAGAAGAUGAUGACCUCCCCAUGUUCCAAGAGAACUACAAUGCUCUCUUCUCUAUGGAUUUUGUGGAGAUUAAGUACCCCCAUGACAAGACCAUGAAAGCGCUUGGGAUGAUCAAGGAUGUGGAGUUGGUGCUCAAGAACAUGCACUUGGCUAAGUUCUUCUCUCACAGGAUGGAGUCUUACAAGGAGCUUACUUGUGAGUUCCUAGAUUCAUUGAGCCCCAUCAUAUGA
Molecule: messenger RNA, 528 nt
Organism: Microthlaspi erraticum
Lineage: Eukaryota; Viridiplantae; Streptophyta; Magnoliopsida; Brassicales; Brassicaceae
Source: the annotation of a GenBank genome assembly